This is a messenger RNA of Penicillium brevicompactum, 417 nucleotides long. Its product is annotated as DNA-directed RNA polymerase core subunit RPC19. Gene Ontology annotation, cellular component: RNA polymerase I complex; RNA polymerase III complex. Bases 1 to 417 code for a protein of 138 amino acids. NCBI's taxonomy places the organism in Eukaryota, Fungi, Ascomycota, Eurotiomycetes, Eurotiales, Aspergillaceae. The record is from RefSeq and is a predicted model, not a curated record. The transcript is spliced from 4 exons. Gene Ontology annotation, molecular function: protein dimerization activity; DNA-directed RNA polymerase activity; DNA binding. Gene Ontology annotation, biological process: DNA-templated transcription.
AUGCCCGGAUCCGUCCACUCCCAAGACCCCGACCAGUCCAUGGUCGACGCCGAGCAGCCCGAGCAGGAAGUCGUCUCCAAUGACCCUAUCCUCGAAGAACGCCAGAUUGUCGUCCUUCCCGGCGCCACCGACACCGCCGCCUCAUUCCAAUUCGAAGGUGAAGGUCACACCAUGGGCAAUGCCCUGCGAUACGCCAUUAUGAAGAACCCCGCCGUCGAGUUCUGCGGCUACACCAUCCCCCACCCCUCAGACGCGAAGAUGCACGUCCGCAUCCAGACUAAUGACUCGACUACUGCGCUGGAGGCUUUGGAGAAGGGCUUCAAUGACCUGAUGGAUCUGUGUGAUGUUGUUACAGAGAAGUUCACUGGCGCACGCGAUCAAUUCAAUGAGGAGAGCAAGAACCGCAUGGAGGUUUAG